AUGCUCGACUUGAUACAUCACGAUAUCUUCAAGACGCUACUACGAGACAGAGAGAACAGCAAUGCAGCGGACAAAUUUGGUCGAAUGCCUAUUCAUCUCACGGCUGCGAAUCACGACACCCGCUUCCUUGAUCAUCUGCUCGGCACAGGCAAGAUCACUGAUAUUGACGCUAGGGACCUUGAUCAAUGGACCCCUCUGAUGUGGGCAUCGCGGUCUGAUAACAGGGUCAAUGACGAGCGUCUUCUAUCAGAGAAGGCUUAUAUAUGGAAUGACCUCGAACCUGAACCUCAGCAGCGCUCAAGACUUAACCAAGUUGGUCUGGACGAGCUGGCUCGUGGCGAGUGA
Fusarium coffeatum is the source of this 345-nucleotide messenger RNA. RefSeq lists its product as uncharacterized. The transcript has 4 exons. The coding region runs from base 1 to 345 and encodes 114 amino acids. Lineage: Eukaryota; Fungi; Ascomycota; Sordariomycetes; Hypocreales; Nectriaceae. Gene Ontology annotation, molecular function: protein binding. The record is from RefSeq and is a predicted model, not a curated record.